UGUUACAGUUAUACUUUUGCUUCUAACAGUCACAGAGGCUUACCGUCCAGUUGGGCUCGGUGGUCCUGGUGGAUUCGGUGGACCUGGUGGAUUCGGAGGAUCUGGUGGAUUCGGCGGUCCCUUUUCUUUGGUCGACCCGGUUCCCUUGGACGUCCACCAUAUCGACCACUGCCCCCAAUACCACCACGGCCGCAACCGCAACCGCAACCACAGCCACAACUGCAAACCUUGCGCUUAUGCAGUUCCACGCAAUUAGCUCAAGACAAGUGUUUUUAUGCAGUGGAAGUAGCUGCAAACAGUUCCAUUCAAUUGAAUCUAGAAUGCGUUCAACGCGAUUCCUAUGAUGCCUGCGUGAGUGCGGUACAGACGGGUGCAGCUGAUUUGGUGGUGUCCGAUGGGCAGGAAUACCGGACGGCUCGUGCGGGCGGUCUAACGCCAGUGCUGUAUGCGCAUGAAAAUCGAUCCAGUUAUUAUGUAGCGGUAGCACCCAGAAUCAUUACGCUUUUGGAGCUGUACGAUGCGACUAUAGAUGUGGAUACUACGAAUGAGCGCGCCACUCGUGCUGCUGCAUUCUUUAAUCUUAAGCGUGGCCAGGAUGUGUGCACGCUGUCCGAGAACGACACUGCAACGAUUAAGAUUCGUGAUUCCGCCGAGUAUGAGCCCACCGAAGAUGAGAUAUUUAUAUGCGCCAAUCUCACUGUAGCCGAGCGGCAGGAAUACAGCACAUGCAACAUUGAAGCCAGUUUGGAACGCGCCAUUUUUGCCUCCAAAUCUUUUGCUGUCAAUCGCAAGUAUAGACAGCUCGUAGAAAAUAUCUUCGAGACUCUGUUACAAAGUUUGGGUCCAGACAAUAGUGAUUGGAAUUUCUUUGACGAUUUUGAGAAUAACGCUGAUGUCAUCUUCAAGAACAAUACCAUUGGAUUUUGUACAAGGCCUUCUUAUAUAAAUGGGUUUACUGAGGAGAUAUUCAACAGCAUUCAAUGCAAUUGAGAAGGUGCCUAACAGAAUUUUGGCGACGGAUAGAUAAUUAAUUUAAGUACUCAAAUGAAUUAAAUAUAAAUGUUUGAGAUGUAUACUCAUUCAUAAAUGUAAUAAUUAUGGGAAAAAUAAAUGAAUACAUAUUGCAUAAAAGA
Molecule: messenger RNA, 1133 nt
Organism: Rhagoletis zephyria (snowberry fruit fly)
Lineage: Eukaryota; Metazoa; Arthropoda; Insecta; Diptera; Tephritidae
Product: transferrin-like
Biological process (GO): protein targeting to ER
Cellular component (GO): signal recognition particle receptor complex
Source: RefSeq, a predicted model, not a curated record